UUUGACGGAGUUACUUUUCCUUAGUUUUUAUUAUUCGUAGGCCACAGAAAGUUUAAUUCAUUAUUCAACAGUACCGAAUGAAUUAAAACUAUUGAAAAAAUGUUAUUAAAUGCAGUAGGUCAUUGUUCUUUACCUAUAAAUAAUAAAAAUAACCGUAAACGAUGAGUGCUCUCGUCCAGAAAUACAGAAACAUGGUACUGGUUGGUUUAUUCUUUUUUUAUUUGGGAUGUGUUAUUACUUUAAACUUUGUAAAUACUGAAUGUCCAGCCUCCAGUACAACUGGGAUAUUGGAGUCAACCGUCAAUACAGAGGUUGAGUACAUUGUACUAGUUUUGAGUGGCCCUCAAAACGAAGUAAAACGGGAUGCAAUAAGGUCGACCUGGGCCAAUUUUGUUGGUAAUAUUAUAACUGAGAAUAAUGUGAGAUUGUACAGGUGGAACCAUAGUUGGACUGAACCCAAGAAAGCCCAGAGUUUUGCAAAAAUUUUAUAUCCAAUAGGGGUACAAGGAUUAUCAGAGAAUCAACUUAAAAAGAUAAGCAAUGAAAAUAGUAGGUCCAAAGAUUUAAUAUUAUUAGAGAACCUUCAUGAUUCCUAUGAGAAUUUAGCCAGAAAGGUCAUAGAAUCGAUGAUAUGGUUGAAUAAUAAUUACAAGAAUUUGAAAUAUGUAUUAAAAUGUGAUGAUGACUCAUUUGUGAGGGUUGACUUGAUUAUAAAAGAUUUAGAAGCAUUUGCACCACAAAUGAAUGCUCCAGAAAUUAGUACUUAUGUGACUCAGAAAAAUGUUGAGAGCUUUUUCUACAAAGGACUGUACUGGGGAUAUUUUGAUGGUAGAGCGAGAGUUUUUCUGAAUGGUAAAUGGGAGGAAAAGGACUGGUUUCUGUGUGACACCUACCUCCCAUAUGCUUUAGGAGGUGGCUAUGUCAUAUCACAGAGCAUUGUCAAAUACAUUGCCAGAAAUCAUGAUCUACUCAGUGUGUAUCAUUCUGAGGACGUCUCAAUGGGUGUUUGGACUGCGGCUUUAGAUGGUAUCAACAGAGUCCACGAUGUGAGGUUUGAUACCGAGUGGAAAUCUCGUGGUUGUGACACAAACAUGCUUGUACGACACAAGCAAACUCCGACUGACAUGUUUGAAAUGUACAGGACGUUGGUUUAUUCGCACGGCAAGAAACUUUGUAAGACUGAAAAUAAAUUAAGAAAAUCAUAUCAAUAUAAUUGGAAUGUACUGCCUAGCAUGUGCUGUAAACAAAAUCAAGUAUAACACGGCCCGUAUUUUUGGUCAGUACUUAAGAUCGCGGUUCUCCAAUCACAGAGUUAGUUGGUAAUCUUGGUAGUCUUGGUAGUCUCAAGACGCGGUUCGGCUCUGUGAUUGGUCCAAAUUUUGACAGCC
Aricia agestis (brown argus) is the source of this 1388-nucleotide messenger RNA. RefSeq names its product beta-1,3-galactosyltransferase 6 (gene beta3GalTII). NCBI's taxonomy places the organism in Eukaryota, Metazoa, Arthropoda, Insecta, Lepidoptera, Lycaenidae. Gene Ontology annotation, cellular component: membrane. Bases 162 to 1259 code for a protein of 365 amino acids. Gene Ontology annotation, molecular function: UDP-galactosyltransferase activity. Gene Ontology annotation, biological process: glycosaminoglycan biosynthetic process. The record is from RefSeq and is a predicted model, not a curated record. The transcript is spliced from 3 exons.